CAUGUUUCAAAAGCACUUCUGCACUUUCACCCAAACAGUACAGUAUAUGCUUAGAAGAAGAUCCAAACAAAAAGCCAAGGCCACACAUGUCCUAGAGCCACACAAGGGCACAAGAUAUUUUCACGCCAUUGUGAAGAGGAAUGUUGCAAGGAUUGCCAUAUCCUCCAUAAUGUUGGAAGAUGGCACUAUCACGACUUCCCAAGAUCAAGUGGGUAAGGAAUUUGUAAAUUUUUUUGUGGAAUUGUUUGGCACUAAUACGGUAAACACUCCGCUUGACCCUAUGGUCUUAGGAACCGGCCCUUUGAUUGAGCCAAGUGCUCAUCAUAGCCUACUUGCUCCAAUAACAAACAAGGAAAUUGAAGAUGCUUUGUUUGUUAAGACUCGGGGUUCCAUCCUAAAAGGUCAACCUGAUAGGAGGAGUAGCCCACAUCUUAAUAUAGCACUUAAUUGAUUCAAACGUUUCCGGUGUGGAUUCUAACACCCCUCCUCACGACCAGACACUUCGUCUGGAUCGUGCCGUCAUUCUUUUUUUUUUCGUCGGUUCGUCAUUGUCAUUUUUUCAUAAUCGUGUCGUCAUUUUUUCAUAAGGGGACCCACACCAUGGAUCAAUUUGUCUCUGAUACCAUGUUAAGACUCGGGGUUCCAUCCUAAAAGGUCAACCUGAUAGGAGGAGUAGCCCACAUCUUAAUAUAGCACUUAAUUGAUUCAAACUUUUCCGGUGUGGAUUCUAACAUUGUUUGAUAUUGGAGAUGACAAUGCACCGGGGCCGGAUGGGUUUACCUCGGCCUUCUUCAAGGCCAAUUGGAAUAUUGUUGGGGAUGACAUAGUCCAAGCAAUUAAGGAGUUUUUCCAGUCGGGUAAGUUGCUUAAAUAGAUUAAUCACACUGUCAUAGCUCUUAUCCCUAAGAUUAAUCACUCCCCAAGUGUCUCGGACUAUAGACCCAUAUCUUGCACGAAUGUUUUAUACAAAAUUAUUACCAAAAUUAUUGCGGCUAGAUUAACCCCAUGCCUCUCGAGGUUGGUUAAUCAAGCCCAAGGAGCGUUUGUAGAUGGCCGCCUAAUGUUUGAUAACAUUUUCCCAGCGAGAAGCUCUGGGCCGCUUCCCUAUGGCAUCCCAACUUCUGCUAUGUGCGACGAGGACAUCCAGAGGGACAGAAUGAUCGCUGGGAGCGCGACUUUGGAGGAAGACACCGAUGGAUUUGCUACCGGUGUCUUGGUGCUCAGCGAGGGGAGAGAGGAGACGGACUCCAGUUUAGCAGGGACUUCGACUGGAAGUCUAAGGCAUUGGAUGACCGAUGUAGACGGGAUCCAGUACAAAAGGCGAGGGAUGAUUUUGGGAGGUGCUGUUGGAGAAGUAAUCGACAACUGGGGCCAACUUUGAUACGACAAUCGAAGACUCACACCUCAGGGGACACCUGCUUGAGGAGUGUUGGAAUUCACAAAUCUGUUUGGGGAUCAAAAAUUAGGGAAAAUAAGGAAUCCGAACUCACAGGGGACUUUGCUAGAGAGAUAGACAUCACCGACUUGAGGCAAUACAUCAAAGCUCCAGAAGGGACCAUCUUGGGUGAAGGUAAACAUCAUUGUCUAAAGUGCUUUCAAUUUACUAUUGAAAGUAAAUUGUUUCGGUUUGAUGUUGUUGAUUUCAAUUGCUUAUAAAUAUCUGAGAUGAAGCAUGUAUUUUCAACAACAAUUGAUUUUGAUCUUGAAAAACUCAAUUGGUUGAGAGAUGUUGUCCUUAAAAUUCUAAGGGAUAAAUGGGCUUGUCAAAAACUGGAAUUUGGAAAUUCUCUAAUUGUUCAAGCAGAUUCUAAUUGUUUCGGGGGCUUUAUUCAGAUAAUAGAGAAGAAUUAUGAGUCUCUUAUUGUUCUCGAGGGUUGAAAAGGAUUAGGGAUUGAGAAUUUUUUGAUAGGAUUAUCGGCAGCCAUCAAAAUGAUGAGUGCACUCAAACAGCGGACAAUGCUACGUGCACAUGGAGAAAUUAUUUCAGAUAUGGUGGUGCAAUGUUGUAAUUGGGACGAGAAUACUUGUUCUCAGAUAGUUUCCAUUUCUAAGAUGUUAUUUAAAGCUGAUAUCGAGGGUCUUAUAUAUAUUGGUAAAGGAGAGGCCGAUAGAGGCCUUGAAAAUUUAGAUACGAUGAACAAAAAGCCUGGGGCUGUUUUUGUCAAUGAUGUGACGAAACAAAAUGAUACUCUGGUUGAUCAAGCAACAGUUGGAGAGAAAUCAAAAGAUGAUUUUCAUAAUUACCUUGCCAACAUUAAAGCUGAAUUUCAAUUAUUUCAAAAAAAGCUUGGUCACAAAAUGCAGCAAAAGGCCCAGGAAAAACAAAUUCAUUUGGUUCAACAAUCAAACAGAGUGGCUCACAAACCAUCAGAAGAAGAAGGCUUCACGUUUGUUGUUUCCAAAAAAUCCAAAGUCGCAAUGAAUCAACACCUAUGACUAUUGAGACCAGACAGCAAACGCGAUUGCACAACACCAGACAGCAUACCCAACAACGAACCUGGCUCAACUACUCCAACACAAGUUACUAAUUAUCUUCAUUCGUGUUUUUCUCAUUGAACUUUUUCUGUUUUUCCAUUUACUUUCUACCUUCAUUAGCGUUUGUAUUAUCCUUAUUUAAAAAAAAACAAGGCCGCCCUCUUCUUUAGGGAGGCAAAAAAAAGGAAGCAAAUCUCACCAAGGUGCAUGAUUAUGCUGGAUUUGCGUAAGGCCUACGACAAGAUUUCUUGGGACUUUCUCGAAAAAGUCCGUGUGGGUCUGGGCUUCCCACCACGAUUUAUUGCAUGGAUUAUGGAAUGUGUAUCUAUGGC
Cuscuta epithymum is the source of this 2807-nucleotide messenger RNA. The record is from the annotation of a GenBank genome assembly. NCBI's taxonomy places the organism in Eukaryota, Viridiplantae, Streptophyta, Magnoliopsida, Solanales, Convolvulaceae.